CUGUGGGGCCCGGGUGUAGCUGGAGGAGUUUGCUUUGGGGCCGCAACCGGCGGCCUCUGGAGUCAGGUGCUGCCCGCGUAGGCGCCCUCGGGGCUCAGUCAACUAGGAAUAUCAAAGGAGACCACCUGGAACUGCAACAAGACAGGACUAGAACUACUUUGGGAACCCAUCAAAUCACCAGAGCAUCCAGAGAUCUCAACUCUGCCCAGACCUCCAGCUCUACCCAGUUGAGAAACUUCUCUAAAGGACAAGGAAUAUCAAAGACCACCUGAGACUGGGACUACUUUGGGAACCCAGCAAGUCACCGCGGAAGAUCCAUACAACAAAGUCUGUCCAAUGAUAUGGAGUAUGAAUGCAGAAACCUCCAGGGAUAACAGACAAGAGAUACCACAUAAGCUGGCACAAAAAUGAACUUAAAGUGAAUGGACUAAAAAGUCUUUAUGUAUAUUCUCUCAAAAUAAAUGUUAUUACUGAAGCUUGAAAGUUAUCCUUUCAACCACAAAGAUGGUAAUAAAUCUUUGCCUCCCACAGUUCAGACCAAGAAUUCACUGUAACAAGAUUUCAGCCGAUGGUUAUGAAGUUGAAAAUCUCAUCUCUGAAGAUGUCACAAAGAGAAGUCGUGGUUUUAGAACAGAGUAUUUCAUCAAGCCUCCAGUGUACGUGACAGUGUCCUUUCCCUUCAGUGUAGAAAUCUGCAGGAUUAACAUAGACUUCACAGCUGGGGGAAUCCAGAAUGUCACUGGUGUGGAAAUGUAUACAUCUGCCUCAUCCUGCAGAGCAUCCUGGAAUAUCCCUGAGUGCCAGUCCCUGGGCCCUACUGAGCCGAGCAUCCCAGACAAAGAAGCAUUCACCUUGGUAGGCAAAGUCUUAUUGAAAAACCAGAGCCAAGUGGUAUUUAGCCACAGAGGCUUUAAGGCCAGGCCACCUUUUGGUCCACUGGAAGCCACGCUCCCCUCUCCUGCUGUUGUGGUCCAGGAGCUCUGGAAUAAAGGGCCUCUUUCCCUUAGCCAUGUGGCCCAUCUCAAGAUCUGUAUCACCCAUGUGACAGGCGGUGCUGUCCCUUGCAUCAGGCGUUUGGAAGUGUGGGGUCAGCCUGCCAAAACCUGCUCUCAAGAGGUGAUAGACAGCGUCCUGCUGGUUGCCUCAGAGAGCCUCCCUCAGGACUUGGCACUGCAGGCCCCAGCUUUGCCCAUGGAGAGUGACUGUGACCCAGGGGCCCAGUCGGACAGUCAGCACUCCCCUUCCAGCCUGCAGGAACUGGCUGAAGUAAUCCAGGAUGUGCCUGAGGAGUUCCUGGAUCCCAUCACUCUGGAGAUCAUGCCUUGCCCCAUGUUGCUGCCUUCAGGCAAGGUGAUUGAUCAGAGUACUCUGGAGAAGUGUAACCGCAGUGAAGCCACUUGGGGCCGAGUGCCCAGUGACCCCUUCACAGGGGUAGCCUUCACUCCACACUCCCAGCCCCUGCCUCACCCAUCUCUGAAGGCCCGAAUCGACCAUUUUCUGCUCCGGCACUCUGUCCCUGGCUGCCACCUGCUUGGUAGAGCACAGACUGCAUUGGCAGUGGCUCCUUCUUCCAUUGUUCUGCCCUCUCAGAAAAGGAAGAUGGAGCAGACUGAACUUGGCCCAGACAGCAGCUUUGACGUAAAUGCUUCUUGCUUUUCUACAACAAGCCUUCUGGUCUCACCCACUACCUCAGAGCACACUGCUAAGAAAAUGAAAGCUGCCAGUGAGCUCCAUCUGACACACAUGGACUGCUCCACAGGUCCAGUGUCCCAUGAGCAAAAGCUGUCACAAAGCUUGGAAAUUGCCUUGACAUCAACCCUUGGCACCUUGCCCUCCUUCACGGCUCGACUGACCAGGGGACAGCUCCAACAUCUUGGCACAAGAGGGAGCAGCACUUCCUGGAGGCCAGGCACAGGUGCAGAGCAGCCUGGGAGCAGCCAUGGCCCCGAGUGCACGUCCUGCAAAAGAAUAUUUUCUUCCUACUUCAAAAAGGAGCCUGUGUACCAGCUUCCCUGUGGCCACCUUCUGUGCCGACCCUGCCUGGGCGAGAAGCAGCGCUCCCUGCCCAUGACAUGCCCAGCCUGUCAGCAGCCGGUUGCCAGUCAGGAUGUGCUGCGGGUCCACUUCUGAGUGACUGCCCCAACCCCAGAAAACCCAUCACUGGAGGCUGAGGGAGAGUUUGGGUGGACGUCACCACCCCCCUGAGGUCUAGCCAGUUCCCAGGCACAGAAGCGCCUGGCGAGGGUCUCUGCGCUGCCUCCUUUUCCCCAGGGAGCUUUCCUUUUCUCUCCUACCACACUGUAGCACACAGGCCUAGGUAGGGGCCGGGGAGGGGGAGACACUCCUGCUAAAGUGGCAGCAGGAUAACAAAGCCAUAGCUUGGGUUGGGAGGGAUAGGGGAGAUGUUCCUGCCACACCCUUGCCACACUCCAGGGCUUGCUAGAGGCAGCCCACCCACCUUGGGCAGAUACACCCCUGCUGAGGCCCCCGCUAGUUGUCUGUGCACUCACCCCCAUACUGCAGGGUGGAUGUGAGUGGAGCACACUGGACUGUGGUCUGGACUCCCAGAGUGGGUCAUAGCAGGGGUCUGUGGGGCGAUGGCUCAGCCUCACAGGAGGGCAGGCCACUCCGAGCCUUAAUAAAGCACUGAUGUCAGCCGUGAGCUUCCUCCUGGCAAAACGCC
This is a messenger RNA of Erinaceus europaeus (western European hedgehog), 2683 nucleotides long. It is a transcript of the gene UBOX5, whose product is annotated as U-box domain containing 5. Gene Ontology annotation, biological process: protein polyubiquitination. NCBI's taxonomy places the organism in Eukaryota, Metazoa, Chordata, Mammalia, Eulipotyphla, Erinaceidae. The transcript has 7 exons. Gene Ontology annotation, molecular function: ubiquitin-ubiquitin ligase activity; ubiquitin protein ligase binding. Gene Ontology annotation, cellular component: nucleus. The record is from RefSeq and is a predicted model, not a curated record. The coding region runs from base 505 to 2130 and encodes 541 amino acids.